CGUUACGAUGUUUCGAAUUGCAGACUUUGUGUUUUUGUUUUAUUUCGUAUCACACAUCCCUAUCACCAUUUUGUUUGAUUCACAAGUGAUAUUUCCAUCAUGGAUUUAUCCCAAAAUGCUGGUGGAUGUGAAGAACAACUAUUGUGAGAGUUUUAAAGAUGUCCUGAUGGCUGACCCCCCUCCUUGGUUUAAAUCCUUUUGCCUGUGUGAAAUCCUUGUACAGUUUCCUUUUUUCUUUGUGGCAACAUAUGCUCUAUGGAAAGGUGUACAAAAUUGUCAGUGGAUACGAGUGCCAUUUAUUGUGUAUUCCACUCAUGUUGCCACGACAACCAUAGCCAUCUGCUUUCACAUUCUGAUGGAGUCCUUUAACCAUCCAAAAUAUCCAGGGCCGGAUACUCUCAAGGAGAGACUUUCAUUGCUGGCCGUGUAUGCUCCUUACCUCAUCGUACCGUUCCUGAUGCUUCUGGACUCGCUCUUUAGUGGAGUGUAUACAAAGAAAGUGAAAAGGUCCUAGAGCCUGACAGUCAAUAUAAUUCUGAUACGGGGGACAUCUUGUAUUUACUGAUUUGCCUGUAAAAUCAACUGCCAGUAGUUGUAACUUUUUUUCAUAAUGUGAACAUCAAUUGAAUUGAACAAUAUACUAGUAUACUAUUCAGCUUAUGUUAUCUACUUGGUAUUCCAUUACAAUAAUAUAAGAGAAAAAUUUUA
Messenger RNA from Magallana angulata, 708 nucleotides. RefSeq names its product sigma intracellular receptor 2-like. Gene Ontology annotation, cellular component: endoplasmic reticulum. The record is from RefSeq and is a predicted model, not a curated record. Bases 8 to 514 code for a protein of 168 amino acids. The transcript is spliced from 4 exons. Lineage: Eukaryota; Metazoa; Mollusca; Bivalvia; Ostreida; Ostreidae.